GGCCACUCUGGCUCGGCCGAGGGCCCCGCCGGGCCGCCGGGCGGGGCGCGCCUCUCCACGCGGGCGGAGGCCGUCGCACGUCUCCCCGACUGGCGUGCAUCUGCGGCAUGGCGGAGGCCCGCUCCUCCGUGGUGGCCCCGCCUGGGUUUUUCGACCCGUUCUCGCCCGCGGAGGCGGCGGCCAAGGAUCCGAGAUGCCAUCGACGCGAUCGUCUCGAGGGGUGGGAAGAUGCUGUACGACGCCAACAUGGAGAGGCGCUCGUACCCGUUCUCGGUCGAGACCACCUCCCAGCAGCUGGUCGCCGAGCUCAGGAUGUGCUACGUGCCGUGCGACCCUGGCGAAGACCGCCUGCAGCCGUGCCGCCGAACGGCGCCCGAGCUGGACGGCGCGGACGCCGACGGUGUGGGCGCGGAGCUCGACGGGUGGGCGCUGGAGCCGGAGCCGGCGCGCAUCCGCAUCGACACGUGGGCGAGGGCGGUGGUCCCGGUCCGGAAGAGGAUCGUCCCGAGGCAGGAGGCCGACCAGCCCAAGACGGGCCGUCGGCAGAACGCCAACCACCUGGGAGUCACCAGCAGCCGGCCCUCCUCCCGGGCGGGGGUGAUGACGGCCACCCGCUCGAUGCCCACCCGCUCGGUGACCGGCUCCGUGGCCCCCUCUCCGGUGAGCGCAGCCGCCACCGACCGGGACGACAAGGGUGCCGGAGGCGAGAGGCGGGAGAGCUCCACGCACCAGCCGAUCCCGCUCGAGUGCGAGCAGGAAGAGGACGAGGAGGAGAUGCGCAUCCGCGAAAUGAAGGAGCGGGAGACGAAGAGGAAGGCGGACGACGAGGUGCGGGUGAAGAAGAAGGUCGCGGAGGACUCCCAGGAGGCGGCCCGCCUGGCGCAGCUUCAGGACCAGAUGAAGAGCAAGCCCUUCACCUACGACAGCAGCGGCAACAUCGUCUGGGUCCAACCAGUGGAGGUCAACAGGCUCCCCAACCAGACCCAGCCCAUGAGCUUCAGCGUCAAGGUGGACAGGCAUCACCAGGAGGCGUCUGCGCCGUCACCGCGCGUGAGGUCGACCAGUCCCCACGCCAGCCCCCGCGCCGCCUCCCUCAAGAAGAGGGGGAAGCCGUCGAAG
This is a messenger RNA of Prorocentrum cordatum, 1119 nucleotides long. NCBI's taxonomy places the organism in Eukaryota, Dinophyceae, Prorocentrales, Prorocentraceae. The record is from the annotation of a GenBank genome assembly.